This is a messenger RNA of Scheffersomyces coipomensis, 1494 nucleotides long. RefSeq lists its product as uncharacterized. Bases 373 to 1086 code for a protein of 237 amino acids. The transcript has a single exon. Lineage: Eukaryota; Fungi; Ascomycota; Pichiomycetes; Serinales; Debaryomycetaceae. The record is from RefSeq and is a predicted model, not a curated record.
AACUUUGUAUAUCCCAUUGAUUAAAAUAUUUAAUGAAUUUAAUAUAAAUGGCGGCUUUAAUUAUUAUAUUUCACCUGCCCAAAUAGUAUAAUAUCCGAGAGUUUCUAAUUAUAGAAGUUUUCCAGCUUUAACACAACUUAAAUAGGAUAUCGUUAUUGUUCAAUGGUUUCUAAGACUGCCUAAUCUAUUGCAAUCAUAUUUUGCACCAUCGAUGUUUAAAAAUUAGUAGGAAGGAAACUUGAUACUUGAACUAUAAUUUUUUUUAUAAAUAUCAAUGAAUUAGUUCUUUAAUUUUAAUCUUUUUUGCAAAUUUAAUCUUUUAUUGAAUAAAUAUAUUAUCAACUAAUUAGUCAUUCGCUGCACUAACUCAAAAUGAAAGUUUUAACUACUAUUUCUUCCCUCGCUUUAAUCUCUUCUUCAGCUUUAGCUGAUUUACAAAACGUUUCAUUGUUCGUUUCCUCGGACGAUACUUCCAUCAGUGGUAGUGGUCUUGGUGCUCCACAUGAAGGUGCUGGUAUCAAUUACCUUUUUAUUGGUAAUGAUGGUGGUAAUUUCGGUACUGCUACUACUACCCCAUUAGUUUACAAUACAACCUCUCAAGGAUUAUACUGGCAAUUAGAACCUGGAUUUAAUGAAUAUUUUGGUGUUGCUGAUGCUGGUCAUGGUUAUGAUGUUGCUCAAUUAACUGUUGCUGUGUCUGGAACUGGUGUUACCUUUGAAAAUGGUUACUUGGCUUAUGAUGGUUCAACCGAAGGUUUCUAUGCUCUUUAUAAUAUCAGUGAUCCAUACAAUUAUUCUAAAUCUCAAUUGGCUAUCGUCAGAGAUCUCAGUGCAUCCCCAGAAGGUGGUAUUCCAAUUUCUCUUACCGCUGUGAUUGGAAAUGCUUCUGCCACUGCUGCUUCAUCCAUAGCUUCAUCUGAAACUCCAGUUACUACUUCAAGUGCCACUCUUGCCAUUGAAACUUCAACCACAUCUGUUGAGUCGACUAUUACUGUGGCUGUUAUUUCUGAAGGUAAUGCUGUCGGUGCUGUUGUUCCAGGUACUUUCUUAGGUGCUGUUGCUCUUGUCGCUGGAUUAUUGAUUUAAUUCAACUUUUAAUUUGUUCCAACUUUUGUAUCUCUCGUGAAAAGUAUAACUUCAAUUCUAUUCUUUCUAUUACCCCAUUUUCUUUUUCUUUUAGUUUGGGUUAGGUUAUGUUUAAUGUUUCAGUUUCAUUAAAAUGUGGUAUGUCAUAGCCGUUUUUCCUAUUAAAGUUGUCUUUCAAGCAUGGUCUUAACAAUAUAAGCCAUUUUUUAAUUCGUAUAUUAUAUAAAUUCCAAACUUUAAUGUUAGCCAAACACGAAGUUUAUAAAAAUAAACGAUUAUGUUGGUAGUCAUAACGAUGGAAUUUGAUAGAAGAAAAAUUAAAUUGAAUUAGUAACUCUUUAGUAAACAACAUACAUGAAAGAAUUGGAGUACAAAGUAAGCAGUUCAUUUCAAUUGAAGAGUGACAAA